Molecule: messenger RNA, 2541 nt
Organism: Jaculus jaculus (lesser Egyptian jerboa)
Lineage: Eukaryota; Metazoa; Chordata; Mammalia; Rodentia; Dipodidae
Gene: Cop1
Product: COP1 E3 ubiquitin ligase
Exons: 20
Coding region: 19-2220 (733 amino acids)
Biological process (GO): proteasome-mediated ubiquitin-dependent protein catabolic process
Molecular function (GO): protein binding; ubiquitin protein ligase activity
Source: RefSeq, a predicted model, not a curated record
AGAGGCAGGGGAGUCACGAUGUCCAGUAGCCGCCAGGCCGGCUCUGGCUCCGCUGGGACGAGCCCCGGCUCCUCGGCGGCCUCCUCGGUCACUUCCGCCUCCUCGUCCUUAUCCUCGUCCCCGUCGCCUCCUUCGGUGGCUACCCAGGCGGCCUCGCUGGUGUCCGGCGGCGCGGUCCAGGCCGCGGGCUCGGGCGGCCUCGGGGGCUCGGGGAGGCCUGUGCUGGUGGCGGCCGCCGCGUCGGGCAGCAGCGGCGGCGGCGGGGCGGUGUCGGCGGGCCUGUCCCGGCUGAGCUGCGCGGCCAGGCCCAGCGCCGGCGUAGGAGGGAGCACUUCCAGCCUGGGCAGCGGCAGCAGAAAGCGACCUCUGCUCGCCCCGCUCUGCAACGGGCUCAUCAACUCCUACGAGGACAAAAGCAACGACUUCGUCUGCCCCAUCUGUUUUGAUAUGAUUGAGGAAGCAUACAUGACUAAAUGUGGCCACAGCUUUUGCUACAAGUGUAUUCAUCAGAGUUUGGAGGACAAUAAUAGAUGUCCCAAGUGUAACUAUGUUGUGGACAAUAUUGACCAUCUCUAUCCUAAUUUCUUGGUGAAUGAACUCAUUCUCAAACAGAAGCAAAGAUUUGAGGAAAAGAGGUUCAAAUUGGACCACUCAGUGAGUAGCACCAAUGGCCACAGGUGGCAAAUAUUUCAAGAUCUGCUGGGAACUGAUCAAGAUAACCUUGACUUGGCCAAUGUCAACCUUAUGUUGGAGUUACUAGUACAAAAGAAGAAACAACUGGAAGCAGAAUCACAUGCAGCCCAGUUACAGAUCCUGAUGGAAUUCCUCAAGGUUGCCAGGAGAAAUAAAAGAGAGCAAUUGGAACAGAUCCAGAAGGAAUUAAAUGUUUUAGAAGAGGAUAUUAAAAGAGUGGAAGAAAUGAGUGGCUUAUACUCUCCUGUCAGUGAAGACAGCACAGUGCCUCAGUUUGAAGCUCCUUCUCCAUCACAUAGUAGUAUUAUUGAUUCCACAGAAUACAGUCAACCUACCGGUUUUAGUGGCAGUUCUCAGACAAAGAAGCAGCCUUGGUAUAAUAGCACAUUAGCAUCAAGACGAAAACGACUCACUGCUCAUUUUGAAGAUUUAGAGCAGUGUUACUUUUCUACAAGGAUGUCUCGUAUCUCAGAUGAUACUCGAACUGCAAGCCAGUUAGAUGAAUUUCAGGAAUGCUUGUCCAAGUUUACUCGAUAUAAUUCAGUACGACCUUUGGCCACAUUGUCAUAUGCUAGUGAUCUGUAUAAUGGUUCUAGCAUAGUCUCUAGUAUUGAAUUUGACCGGGAUUGUGACUAUUUUGCAAUUGCUGGAGUUACAAAGAAGAUUAAAGUCUAUGAAUAUGGCACAGUCAUCCAGGAUGCAGUGGAUAUUCAUUACCCUGAGAAUGAAAUGACCUGCAAUUCCAAAAUCAGCUGUAUCAGUUGGAGUAGUUACCAUAAGAACCUAUUAGCUAGCAGUGAUUAUGAAGGCACUGUUAUACUAUGGGAUGGAUUUACAGGACAGAGGUCCAAAGUCUAUCAGGAGCAUGAGAAGAGGUGUUGGAGUGUUGACUUUAACUUGAUGGAUCCUAAACUUUUGGCUUCAGGUUCUGACGAUGCAAAAGUGAAGCUGUGGUCUACCAACUUAGACAAUUCAGUGGCAAGCAUUGAAGCAAAGGCUAAUGUGUGCUGUGUGAAAUUCAGCCCUUCUUCCAGAUAUCAUUUGGCUUUUGGCUGUGCAGAUCACUGUGUCCACUACUAUGAUCUUCGUAACACUAAACAGCCAAUCAUGGUCUUUAAGGGUCACCGAAAAGCAGUCUCUUACGCAAAGUUUGUGAGUGGUGAGGAAAUUGUCUCUGCCUCAACAGACAGCCAGCUAAAACUGUGGAAUGUAGGGAAACCAUACUGUCUGCGUUCCUUCAAGGGUCAUAUCAAUGAGAAAAACUUUGUAGGUCUUGCUUCCAAUGGAGAUUAUAUAGCUUGUGGAAGUGAAAACAACUCCCUCUACCUGUACUAUAAAGGACUUUCUAAGACUUUGUUAACUUUUAAGUUUGAUACAGUCAAAAGUGUGCUGGACAAAGACAGAAAAGAAGAUGAUACAAAUGAAUUUGUUAGUGCUGUGUGCUGGAGGGCACUACCAGAUGGGGAUUCCAAUGUGCUGAUUGCUGCUAACAGUCAGGGUACAAUUAAGGUGCUAGAGUUGGUGUGAAGGGUUUACUGAAGCCUAAUUGUGCUUGCUCCUCCUGAAACACACCUGCAGCUGGUAAUGAGAGAAAGAAAGAAGUUUCAUUUGAUAUAUUUGCAAGGUCAUCAUGGAUUUUGGAUUUGUUUUGAGUACUUUUUCCUCUUUUUCCUCCUUUAUGACCUUUGGGACAUUGGGAAUGUCGAGUGAAAACUCUGCCGUUAAUGGAACUCCAUGAACUUUGCUGCUCUUGUGGUGUGGCUAUCUAAUUUUUGUGAUAGGGAAAUAAAUUCUUUUGAAUAAAAACAAAUAACUAAAAAUAAUAAAAGUUUAUUGAGCCACAACUGA